AGUUAAUAUGCAGGAGAUUUAAUAAAAGAGAGAUGUGUAUAAUGAGGGAUGGUCUGAUAGAGAAUUAGAAGAUAAACUAAGUACUCUUUUUUUGUAUUUAUAGAAUUUUCGACAAAGAUUACAUUGUUAGCAUUAAUUUUAGCUAUAAUCUUGAUAAUAGUGGCAUUUACCUUUUUCAAUAAAUAUUCGCUGACGAUAAUGAUGUUACUCUUGCUUUCAGGAAUUGCUACGGUUGUUUUAAGUGUAAUUCCACAUAUUAAAUUUGAAUUUAGGGGGUGAUUAUGUACUGGUUCAGCACGAGUAAAACCAUAGAGGAAUCAGAGAGUUAGUUGCAAUAAAGAAAAUUUUAUAUAGAUACAAGAAUUUCAGCAGUCGUAUUUUUGGGUUCAUUCAUCAAUAUUUUAUAUAAUAUUAUUUUGCUAGUGUUCAUAGUAUUUUGGUACAGGAUAGGACAGGACUAUNAAAGAGGAAUCAGAUACGGUUUCUAAACAAUUUCAUCUAUAAGGAAGUCAAAGAUGCAUGUGUAACAAGAGCACUAUUUGUUGAGUUGGGGAUGA
Messenger RNA from Paramecium octaurelia, 557 nucleotides. The record is from the annotation of a GenBank genome assembly. NCBI's taxonomy places the organism in Eukaryota, Ciliophora, Oligohymenophorea, Peniculida, Parameciidae.